CCUAGCCUAAGGUGUACCAGAGAGAGAAAGUCCUUCAGGGUCUCAGCAACUACGUAUUGAGAGAUUUUCGUUUAAUCAUUAUCAUGGUACAAACAUUCAGAAAGUAAACUAUGAUUCAUUCCCAUAUAGUUCCUAAAGUCAUUCAAUUGCAUAUCCUUUUUGUCUUCCUUGCCCUCCUAUGGGAUCCGGCCUAUGCUGACCCUCUUCAUAGCAAUUGUUCAACCACGGGUAACGAUGCAGUUAAUAGUCCAUUUUACAAUAAUCUCAAUUAUAUCCUCUAUUCUUUAUCCUCAAAAGCUUCUCUUACCAAAUUCUACAAUACUUCCACUGGAAAUGACACGAAUAGAGUUUAUGGUCUCUACAUGUGCCUCGACUAUGUUACUAGUGAAAGCUGCGGCGAAUGCAUAACAGAGGCUUCACGAGAUAUCUCAAAGCUUUGUCCUAGCACAACAGAAGCUAUUGUAUGGAAGGAAACAUGUCAAUUGCGCUACUCAAAAAAAAGUUUCUUUGGCAUACUAGAUGUCACAGGAAAUAUUCCCCUGAAGAACAAGAGUAAUAUUUCACAACCAGAAGAGUUCAAAUCUCUCGUGAACGUGACUUUGAAUAAGCUUGCUAACCAGGCAGCUUUCAAUCUUUCAGCUAACAUGUAUGCUACUGGAGAAGCAGCCUUUCAAGGCAAAACAAUCUAUGCUCUAGUGCAGUGCACUAGAGACUUGUCUGCCAAUGACUGUAAUUUAUGCCUUCAGAGUGCCACAAUAGACAUUUUAAGUUACUCCGUUAGUGCAAGACUUCUCAGUCGUAGUUGCUUCUUGAGAUAUGAAUUGCACCCUUUUUAUGGAGACACAUCCAGCGCUUUUGAUAUUUCCCUAGUGCCAGUGGUAGCUAAGCAAGUUAUCAUUAUGGUUACGGUUGCACCAGCAUGCUUGGCGGUAAUACUUCUGGGUUCCUAUGUUUAUUGUCAUAGGAAGAAUAAAAAAGGGAAGAAAGAAAUUUUAGAACAAGGAAUGGUUCAAAUAACCGGUGAUCCCAGUAUCUUAGAUUUCCAUCACCGGCAUUUUCUACGAAGAUAUGAAUCAAAAUCUCAAGAAUUCCCUCAUUUUAAUUUGGCAUCUAUACAAGUAGCUACCAACAACUUUUGUGAUUUAAAUAAACUUGGACAGGGUGGCUUUGGCCCCGUUUACAAGGGUAUACUAAGUGAUGGAAAGGAAGUGGCAAUUAAGAGGCUCUCAUGCUACUCCGAGCAAGGUUUAGAGGAAUUCAAGAAUGAGGUUCUAUUGAUAAUGAAACUUCAACACAAAAAUCUUGUCAGGCUUCUAGGUUUUUGCGUAGAAGGAGAGGAAAAGCUACUUGUUUAUGAAUUAAUGCCCAAUAGCAGCCUAGAUGUCAUUCUCUUUGAUCCAAGGAAACGUGAACAACUCAAUUGGAGGAGAAGUCUUAAUAUUAUAAUUGGAAUUGCACGUGGAAUCCUUUAUCUUCACGAGGAUUCUAGACUUAGAAUUAUUCAUAGAGACCUAAAAGCAAGCAAUGUGUUGUUGGACUAUGACAUGAACCCUAAGAUCUCAGACUUUGGAAUGGCAAGGACCUUUGUAGGAAGUGAAGGUGAAGCUAAUACAGCUACAAUAGUUGGGACAUAUGGAUACAUGGCUCCGGAAUAUGCUAUGGAAGGAUUAUAUUCUAUUAAGUCUGAUGUAUUUAGUUUUGGAGUACUCUUGCUUGAGAUCAUAACUGGGAAAAGAAAUGCUGGCUUCCAUCAAUCAAAACGUGCUCCCAGCCUCCUAGAAUAUGCAUGGAAACUAUGGAAUGAAGGAAAGGCAUUGGAGCUAAUGGAUCCUUUAUUGAUUGACACAUUCAAUCGAGGUGAAUUUCUAAGAUACGUACAUAUUGGACUAUUGUGUGUUCAAGAAGAUGCGUGUGAUAGGCCAACAAUGUCAGCUGUGGUUGUAAUGUUGAAAAGUGAAACUGUCAUUCUUAGCCAACCUGAACGACCUGCCUUUUCUAUGGGGAGAUUCACUGAUAAUGGCGCACCGGGUCCCGAAUGUCGCUCUGUCUACGGCUUAUCAAUUUCCAAUAUUGAGCCACGGUGAAGGAUUCAUAAAUUCGAAACUUUAUUAAUGCCUUCAUUUGUGCUGUAUAGAAAUAAAAGUCUCUAUUCUCUUGUAAUUGACUUUAUAAUGUGUGUCAUUUAUAGUUGGGUCAUGUUAAGGGCAAUUGUUAAUUUGUUAAUAAACUAUAAUAAGAAAGUUUUA
Quercus robur (English oak) is the source of this 2246-nucleotide messenger RNA. RefSeq names its product cysteine-rich receptor-like protein kinase 10. The record is from RefSeq and is a predicted model, not a curated record. Lineage: Eukaryota; Viridiplantae; Streptophyta; Magnoliopsida; Fagales; Fagaceae. The transcript is spliced from 7 exons. Bases 111 to 2084 code for a protein of 657 amino acids. Gene Ontology annotation, biological process: protein phosphorylation. Gene Ontology annotation, molecular function: protein kinase activity; ATP binding.